Messenger RNA from Boeremia exigua, 4038 nucleotides. RefSeq lists its product as uncharacterized. Gene Ontology annotation, molecular function: histone H3K9 demethylase activity; histone H3K36 demethylase activity. Lineage: Eukaryota; Fungi; Ascomycota; Dothideomycetes; Pleosporales; Didymellaceae. The record is from RefSeq and is a predicted model, not a curated record. Gene Ontology annotation, cellular component: nucleus. Gene Ontology annotation, biological process: chromatin remodeling. The coding region runs from base 1 to 4038 and encodes 1345 amino acids. The transcript is spliced from 3 exons.
AUGGAUGCUCCAGCAGACAUCGUGCAGUCUGUCGAGACGCCGCCUGCCGUCCAGCAUGACGAAGUCGUGCCGAAAGCCGUCCUGACGCCGCCCACGAGCGAAGACAACGACCCAAAGCGACAAGAGAGGAUGUCGUCGGAGCUUUCUGAGAUUGACAGUGACGAUGGCGAGGAUAUUGAGCCGGAUCAUUAUUGGGAGGGAGGGAAGAUACCCGUGUUCAAGCCGACAAUGGAGCAGUUCCAUAACUUCAAGCGCUUUAUCGACAAGGUGGACAAGUUCGGAAUGAAGUCUGGCAUUGUGAAGGUCAUUCCACCGACAGAAUGGCGUGGCUCUUUACCAGACCUACAGGAAGCCGUCAAGUCGAUCCGAGUCAAGAAUCCAAUUACACAAGAGUUCACAGGUCAACAUGGUGUCUACACUGGAGCGAACGUCGAGAAGCAGCGAUCCUACAACCUACCGGAAUGGCGGGCUGUCACGGACGAGCCACACCACCAGCCCCCGGCCAAGCGAGGCGAGACACGUGCGGGCCGAAAAGCAGAGGCCCCAGCGCGCACACGAUCCACACGAGCCGCGAAGAUCGACGAUAGCACCCCUGUUCCGAAGCGCAAGCCUGGUCGGCCCGCUCGUGGACGACGCAGCGUCAAGAAGGAGCCAGAAGAGGACGAGGAAGAUGACGAGGCUGAGACUCUCGAUGUGCCCCCCACGCCUACCUCGCCAGGCGCUGAAGAUCACAAGCCAACUAGGCGCGGUGGUAGGGUGAAGAAGGAAGAUACGCCAACCAGACCUCGCGGCCGUCAACCCCGGGCCCAGAACGAGAAGAAGUCGGUGUCUUCUCGGCGACUCAAUAAUAGAGGCGUUGUCAAUGACUACGUUGAUGAAGCUGCUUUUGGGGACUUCGACUACCAUCUGGAAGGCCUCGAGGAGUUCACUCCUGAGCGAUGCAAGGAGCUCGAAGAAGCCUACUGGAAGACCAUAUGGAGUGGACAGCCAAUGUAUGGUGCAGACAUGCCUGGAUCGCUCUUUGACGAUCGAACAACGUCCUGGAAUGUAGCGAAGCUUCCCAAUCUGCUCGACGUACUUGGGACGAAAGUACCCGGCGUGAACACCGCCUACCUGUACCUUGGCAUGUGGAAGGCCUCGUUUGCCUGGCAUCUAGAAGAUGUUGAUCUCUACAGCAUCAAUUACAUACACUUCGGCGCGCCAAAACAGUGGUACAGCAUUUCCCAGGAGGAUGCACGUCGUUUCGAGGCUGCGAUGAAGAGUAUUUGGCCAAACGAUGCCAAGAAUUGCUCCCAGUUCCUGCGACACAAGACCUACCUCAUCUCUCCGCAGCGACUGGAGAAGGACUUCAACAUCAAGGUCAACAGGCUGGUCCACUACGAAGGCGAGUUCGUCAUCACAUAUCCUUACGGCUACCAUUCUGGGUACAACAUCGGCUACAACUGUGCGGAGUCAGUCAACUUUGCGACUGAAAGCUGGUUGAGCUACGGUAGGAUUGCCAAGAAGUGUGAUUGUGAGCCUGACAGCGUGUGGGUCGAUGUGAACGAAAUCGAACGCAAAUUGCGCGGCGAACCUACACCCGAAUACUACGAAGAGACCGACGACGACGACGACGAUGAAGAUGGUGCCGAUCGACUCCCAAGCCCCCCAGCGAGCGUUGCAGGGAAGACGAAGAAGAAGCCUGGCAGAAAGCCAGCCGCGAAACGGAAGCGCGGGAAGGACGAACCGCAAGAAGCUGCGAGGCCGAAGAAGCUCAGGAAGAUACGCAUCCGUCUCAAGAUUCCUGGACGCGGCAUGCCGUGUAUCUUAUGUCCCAACGACGUCGACUUCGACGACCUGUUGCCGACCGACAACGGCAUGAAGGCUCAUCGCAUCUGCGCUGAUUACACGCCAGAGACAUACAUCCAGAACGAGACAGUUUGCAAUGUUGCCAACAUCGGGAAGGAUCGUCUGGAGCUGAAGUGCAACUACUGUCGCUCCAAGCGCGGUGCAGUCUUUCAGUGCUCUCAGAAGAAGUGUACCAGGGCCUUCCACGCCACGUGCGCGGUUGCUGCUGGUGUACAAGUCGACCUGGGUACUAUGCAGACGUUCGACGCUGAGGGUACGGAGUACUAUUACGAUGGCUACGACUUCCGCUGCCGCUUCCACCGACCCAAGAAGAGGAACAACAAGACUGUUGAUGUCGAUGCGUUGGAGAAGAACAAGUUUGUUCUCAACUACGGAAAGACACUGAAACCAAAAGACGUCAUCCAGUUCCAGUAUGUCGGUGGAGAGAUGUAUCAAAUCUAUGGUGCACAGGUCGUUGAGAACAGACCUGGUGAGCAGGCUGCGCUUGUGGAUGUUCUUCCGGAUGGCGAUCGAGUGGAGGUUGAAUGGAAGUACAUCCUCAAGCUGCACCCAGACGAGUCGCAACGACCCAAGCCGUCUGCCAAUGCUCAGCCAUUGCCGGAGCAUCUCAAAGAGAACGACGCAUCGCUCGACAUCACCAACCGCACAGAUGGCGUUCCUGAGAUGGGUGAUCCGUUCCAUGAUCCCAACUCAGAACAGAAAUGGGCUGAAUGGAACACAGCACCUGAAGUCACACGGAGAAUUGCCAAGGUCGAUUUCAGCAAAGAGAACAGACUGUGGUAUUACCUUGGAAAACCUUCUACGGAGGCUAAACCACAGUAUACCGAGGAUCUUGCGAGGCCGACGAACAACCCCAAGAGCAAUUUCCUGGAUACUGUCAAACCUCCGCCUUUGCCAAUGCCAACUUUCCAGCGACAUUCGUACCCAGUAUCAUACCCACUCAAGCCAGCACCUCCUGGCAUGGCACAGCGCACGAUGAUGCCACAACAGAUCGCACCUGCAGGUGGAAAGCCAUACACAUACAAGCCGAAGGAUACCCUGAUGACCUCCUGGAAGACACCAAUGUACAAUCCAGAUACCCGACAGAACCCCAAUUCUCCCGUGGCACACCAACCGAAUGUCACCUACGAUUACAGGAAUACUCCUCAAUACGGAUAUCCUCCACCCCGGCCCAUGUCGCAGCAGCAGCAGCAGCAGUAUCAGCCAUAUGCGCCACCGCCACACAAUUACUCUGCUCAAGGCUAUGUGACGCAGGCUGCAUCAGCUGGGCCGCUUCUCGACGGUAUCGACAAAUAUGCUCACACGAACCAGUCUCAUCAGGCACUGCCUCCAUACCCAUACUCUCAGAGCAACGCACAGGGUCCGCCGCGCCAACUGCCUUAUCCUGGCUCGAACACCGCGCCAUAUGGCUCUCCUGCGCAGCACGGUCAAGCACCCCCUUCACACGGGCAUGCACCGAAUUCAAACAUGCUGAGCACCCCUACUGGGACUCCCAAACCUCCAAUGUACGCCGUCACACCCCACUCCUCCGUUGUUUAUGCUGCCCAAACCCCUACUGAAUAUCUUGCCUACGUUUUGAAAUACCCGUACUUGAGAAAUGCGUACCUUAGGAGGCAAAAGACUUACAUAUCUCCUUACAGUCCUGGUGAUGGAAUUGCACCUGAAUGGCUGCCCAAACCCCCGCAGUUAGUCGGUGGUGCAACGCCGGCUCAAUCCAUGCGCACAGGAUCGACAGGCUCCCAUGGCUACUACCCAAGCCCUUCACCCAGCUCGAUAGCGCCGAGACCAGCAGCACAAUUCCAGUCACCUGAUGCUUUUCAACGAGGCCUGACUCAAGCCUCGACCUCCGCAACAGGCGCACCCAAGUGGGAGCAGAUGCUCAAGCAGCUCGCCACAUCCUCUGGCCCCGCAGCCACGCCGUCCGCAACGGCAUCGUCCCAGCCGCCACAGUAUCCGCCUCUACCGCGCUCGAGCACAAGCUACGGCAUGCCCAACGCACCGGGCCCGUUUCAGAAACAUACCCCGCCGCUGCCACCGCCGGCAGAGCCCCAACGACCAAUACCCAGUCCUAUUAGCGAUGAUGGGAAGGCUAGCGUCGUGGCUGCGAAAUCGGUGCUGCCCUCGCCGCCCGCGAUGCCGCCCACGCCGGGGCAGGUACACAGUGCUGAGACGUGGCGGUUCUCACAGUGA